Molecule: messenger RNA, 594 nt
Organism: Vitis vinifera (wine grape)
Lineage: Eukaryota; Viridiplantae; Streptophyta; Magnoliopsida; Vitales; Vitaceae
Product: UDP-glycosyltransferase 90A1-like
Exons: 1
Coding region: 1-594 (197 amino acids)
Source: RefSeq, a predicted model, not a curated record
AUGUGGUAUGUCACAGUCACUGUCCUCACUACUCCCGCUAACUCUCCUUCAAUCUAUUCCUCUCUCCUUGACACUACCAUCUCCGUUGUUGAUCUUCCUUUCCCGAUGAACAUCCCUGGUGUUCCUCCUGGGAUCAAAAGCAUUGAUAAACUACUCUCCAUGUCUUUCUUUGUUCCCUUUGUCACCGCCACCAAGCUCAUCCAACCCCACUUCAAACAAGUAAUCGAGUCCUUCCCGACUAUUCACUGCAUCAUCUCGGAUGGGUUUCUAGGCUGGACUCAGCAGUCCGCAGACAAACUAGGAAUUCCUAGAGUUCUUUUUUAUGGUAAGAGCAACUAUGCUUUGACCUUGUCUUCAAUAAUGCUUCGAGAAAAGCCACAUGUGAUGGUGAGUUCGGUCGAUGAGGUCUUCUCUGUUCCGGGGCUCCCUUGGGUGAAGCUCACAACCAACGACUUUGAGCGACCCCUCAAUGAACUUGAACCCAAGGGUGCACUCUUCGACUUAGUGGCGGAAACAAGCGCAGCUGCGUUUAAGAGUCAUGGCAUACUGGUCAACGACUUCUACGAGCUGGAACCAAGGUUCAAUGAUUACUAG